This is a messenger RNA of Trichosurus vulpecula (common brushtail), 1246 nucleotides long. RefSeq names its product germ cell nuclear acidic peptidase (gene GCNA). The transcript has 7 exons. Gene Ontology annotation, cellular component: nucleus. The record is from RefSeq and is a predicted model, not a curated record. Lineage: Eukaryota; Metazoa; Chordata; Mammalia; Diprotodontia; Phalangeridae. Bases 1 to 957 code for a protein of 318 amino acids.
AUGGGUCUCCUCCUGAGAUGUGAUGAAGCUGGCAACCCCCUGAAAGGUUUGGCGAAUGGCGAAGGAUCUGCAGAUAACAUCAAAGACAAGAAAGCCUUCAAGACUCCUUCAGGGGAUGUUGCCAGCUCAGUUCAGGAUUCAGGGACCCCCAUGCCUGGCUUUUCUGGCACUUCGGGAGUAGUGCCUACCUUGUCGACUCCCCCAGUAACAUCAGCCAGUUUGCCAGAUGCUCCGAAAAGCAGUAGCAGGACGAAGACAUGCCAGGUGCCUGGGUGUUUCUUGGCUGAGCUGUCCAGUUCCACAUCAGAUUACGUGAAGUUUUUUCAGCUGAAGAAGGAGGAAUUGACUUGGAAGCUCUAUCGUUUAUAUAACACCACAAUCUUUGGGGAAAAGUUACCAGAGAAGAUCACCAUAAAUUGGAAUAAAAAGAUGCGUACAACAGCAGGCUACUGCCAUUUUUCAGCCAAGGACGAUGGUCGUGCUAUCCGAAUUGAGCUUUCAGAAAAAGUCUGUGAUUCUGCAGACCGGCUCCGGGACACACUGCUCCAUGAAUUAUGCCAUGGGGCUACUUGGAUGUUUCAUGGCGUCAGAGAUUGUCACGGUCCCUUUUGGAGGGUCUAUGCCCGAAAAUCUGGGUUGGUGCACCCAGAACUACCUCGGGUCAAACGCUGUCACACUUAUGAGAUUCAUUAUAAAUUUGUCUAUGAAUGUUCUCGGUGCAAAGCCAGGGUUGGCCGCCACUCCAAUUCAGUGGAUACUCGUCGUGAUGUCUGCUCUCGGUGCCAUGGGUCUCUGUCACUACUCCCACCCGCCCAGAGAGUUGGCAUUCCCGGGCAGACUAGGAUCACUACAGUUGUCACACAUAUGAGAACAAGCCGCCCUUCUGCUGAGAGUGGGGAAAGGGUUCAGUCCCAACACACAGAAGCGACAUCAAAUACAGAUGCUGAGGCCCAGUAGGUUAGGUGGCUGGGGGUCAGGAUUGCUGUUUCUAGCAAAUUUAGUUAGGGAGCAUUAGCUGGAAAAGUAACGUUGAACUGUUUGCAAUUUUUUUCAUGUGUUUGAUGUAAAAUGUAGUGCUGUUUUAGAAUCCUGUGCAUUGAAGUAGCAAUUUUCUGCCUGGCCACGUAACAACAGGAUUGUGGCAAGGAAGACAAAACGGAGGCAUUUUAGCUGCAGAUUUUAAAUGUGGAUUUUAGCCAGGAUUAGUUUAUCGAAUUACUUUUUUUCUCACAGAGAAAAACUAAGC